AUGGAGGGGGAGGAGGGGAAGGGGAGGAAGGAGAAGAGGGCCCCGGCGAUGGCAGAGUCCUUGGGAUGGCUGACCGAAUCGGCGGUGAUGCCGAAGAAGCACCGGGCGAUCGAGGGCGUCGGCGCGUCCUCCAUCUUGGAGCUCAAGGCUCAGCUCUACCGAACGCAGGAAGAGGCGCGCAAGACCAAGCAGGAGGCGUCGUCCGGCGGCGACGCCGCAGAGCACAUCCGCGCGAGGAGACUCGCCGACGCUCCCGAUGUGUUCUCCCGGAAGAACUCUGGAGUUGAGUCCCGCGCGAACAGGUACGUGCACUUCCGUUCCCCUCCCCUUCUUAAUUUGAGAAUUUUCUCCCCCUUUGAUGGAGAAUUGAGGGAGGUCAAUCUUUAGGUAUCAAUCUCCUUUCCAACAUCGUGGGAUCUCGCCGUGCCGCUCUUUCCCCGUCGGCGCGAAUUUGACGGUGCAAACCCUAGAACGGGCCGCUUGUGACUCGUUUCCGCAAAAUGUUCAUCGCAAUCAUGUAGAUUUUCCUUAUCCUCCAAUCAUGUGUCCUUUUCGGUUCUGUUCGCCUGUGGAGGUUUCUGUGGCUGCGAAUUAGCCAUGGAAGCAGUAGUCACAGUUCUAAGGUCUCAUCGCAGGACAAAAAGUUAAGCUAUAAACAGGCCACAAUUAGAGAUCUAUAUAGGGCGAUUGUGUUUUCAAAACAAGUAAUCGUCGCCUCGUCGAAUGCGGAUGUAUCCCCUGUUUUUUCUUCUUCCUCUUUUUUUUUUCUUUUCUGUUUGUUUCCCCUUAGAAACAUCGAACGAACUUGCAAUCCACUUCGGUCAGAAAAAAAGCAGUUCAAUUCCCUAAUCGAACGCAUCCCUUUGUUUCAAGUGAGGAUCCGGUUAGGUGCCCAGAUCCUAAACUAUGAUGUCAAUGGGGACGCUUUCAGAUGUCAAGAUGAACUGUGAGAUAUCAUGGCUUGAAGCUGUAGUGGGUUCUCGGCACUCUAGUCUCACCCAUUCUUGUGUGUGAUAAUUUUAUUUUAUUUUUUUUCUCAAAGGAAAUGUUGGAACCAUUUUAAGCAACGUCAAAUGGGGUUUCUUAAUUCUGAAAAAUCUCGCCGCCAAGAAAUGCUUUCCUUCCAAAAAAAGUCUGAUGGGUGUUUUCCCGAAGAAACAUGUUCAUACGCUAGAAGGCUGAUGGAUGCGUGAACGACAGUAGCCAGGAAGGAGCGUUCAGUAGUUCAGAAAUCAUCUCUUUCAACGCUGUGUAUAAGAAUGAAUGUUGCCAAUCCGAAUAUGUAGUUCUCUCAGUCCAUCUUCCCCCUCCCCCUAAUAUUCUUGUAGUGCUUCUGAUCCUCCUGCCUUCCUCUCCGUGCUCCAGGGACAAGCUAGAGCUGAAGUCAGCGAGCGACGGCUCGGCCAGCUACGCGGCUCUGGAGAAGAAGGCCGAGCUCUACGAGAAGCUCUGCAGAGGGGAGCUUCCGGACGAGGAUGAAGUCUACUGCGUCGACUUCUUCAGGAAGAACGUCGUCCAGGAAGAGGAGGCGGAGCCCCCCGGUGCUCCCCCGGAGAACUGGAACGGCGCCGGUGACGGCGAUGGCGCCGACGCUGACGCCGACGCAGACGCGGUGGUGCUGGCGGCGAAGCUGAUCGGGCCCGGCCGCACGAGCGCCCUGAUGGACAGAGACGAGCACAAGAGAUUCGUGAGGUACUCUACGACAUGGGUCCCAGUGUGGAAUUAGAUCUGAACUCGUCCAUCUCUUGGUAAAUGGGGAUGAAGUUGAAGAAGGUUCUCACUGGCGUGAUGGUGAAUCUCCGCAGGGAGGUCCACGAGGAAGCGAGCGAAGCGAGGGAGAAGGCGUCGGAGCUCAAGCUGCGGAGGCGGGAACAGGAGGCCGCCCGCCGGGACAGGCUCAGGCAAGCUUACCUCCGUAAGCAACUCGACAAGCUCAAGGCCGCGCAGCAGACCCAGCCCUGA
Spirodela intermedia is the source of this 1962-nucleotide messenger RNA. The record is from the annotation of a GenBank genome assembly. NCBI's taxonomy places the organism in Eukaryota, Viridiplantae, Streptophyta, Magnoliopsida, Alismatales, Araceae.